UCUCCCGGCCCCGGGGGAGCUGCGUGCAGCCAGGACGUCAUUCCGGCCGGGAGGAGGAGCGGGGAGAGCGGGGCGGGCGAGCACGGAGCUCCCCGUGUCAGUCCGACAGCGAGAGAGCCCAGAAACGGGGGUGUGUGCGUUUAACCGUACGGUACCACAUCAAUGUUUUGUGAUGCCGGGCAGAGGGAGGGAAGGAGGAGACGGCCCCGGGAUCAACAGAUCACCGCAUCUUGUUGGUGAUGGCAUGGAUCGGCCGCUUCUCCAGCAGCUGCGCUCCCCGCCUCUCGGUGCGGUCACAGCCCGGCAUCCCCGAAGUGCCACGGCACGAGACUGAUGCAGAGCCGCUCUCAGCAACCCAGCCAUGGCCAGAGAUUCUAGAAUCUUCAUGAACCAGGACAUGGACAUCGGAGUUGCAUCUAGGGAGCCUAAGAAGAUUCCCAAACAGGCUCGGGAUGAUGUCCCCAUUGCCACUGACCGAACCCGACUCAUAACAGCAGAAGGUAAGAAGCCGAGGCAGCGAUACAUGGAGAAAAGUGGCAAGUGCAAUGUGCACCAUGGGAACGUUCAAGAAACCUACCGAUACCUGAGUGACCUCUUCACUACGCUGGUGGACCUCAAAUGGCGUUUUAACCUUCUUGUCUUCACUAUGGUCUAUACCAUCACCUGGUUGUUUUUUGGGUUCAUAUGGUGGCUCAUUGCCUAUGUCCGGGGAGACCUGGACCAUCUUGAAGAUGAAAACUGGAUCCCUUGUGUUGAAAAUCUCAGUGGAUUUGUUUCUGCGUUUCUCUUUUCUAUUGAAACUGAGACAACAAUUGGGUAUGGCUACAGGGUUAUAACGGAGAAGUGCCCAGAGGGCAUCGUACUGCUCCUGAUCCAGGCUAUUCUGGGCUCCAUAGUCAACGCGUUCAUGGUGGGAUGCAUGUUUGUCAAGAUCAGCCAACCAAAGAAGAGAGCUGAAACCCUCAUGUUUUCUAACAACGCAGUGAUUUCCAUGAGGGAUGAGAAGCUCUGUCUCAUGUUUCGUGUUGGAGACCUCCGCAAUUCCCACAUUGUCGAGGCUUCCAUUAGAGCCAAACUGAUUAAGUCCAAACAGACCAAAGAGGGAGAGUUCAUCCCCUUGAACCAAACAGACAUCAAUGUGGGAUUUGACACUGGAGAUGACAGGUUGUUCCUGGUGUCACCUCUUAUCAUCUCACAUGAAAUCAAUGAGAAAAGCCCCUUCUGGGAGAUGUCCCGCACCCAGCUGGAAAAGGAAGAGUUUGAGAUUGUGGUCAUUCUGGAAGGAAUGGUGGAAGCAACAGGGAUGACUUGCCAGGCUCGCAGCUCCUACAUGGACACAGAGGUGCUGUGGGGACAUCGCUUCACUCCUGUCCUCACCCUGGAGAAGGAUUUUUAUGAAGUCGACUACAACAGCUUCCACAGCACUUAUGAAACCAACACUCCCGUGUGCUGUGCCAAAGAACUGGCCGAGUCCCGCCGGGAAGGUCAGCUCCUCAGCAGCAUCUCUAGUGCCACUGUCCUGGGUGGAGUCAGGGAAGCAAAGACAGCAAGAGGGGAGGAAGAGGAAGAGGAAGAAGACAGGGAGCCAGCAACAUUCAGUGGAGCCAACGGGACAGCGGGAGAGAUGAAAGAAGAUCUGCCUGUAUAAUACGUGAGCUGCUGGGCAGUCGAAACCCACACACACAGCAAGUGAGGAAUUGACUGGGAGUCAGAGACCUGAGGUUUCUAAUCCAGAUCUCUGUCCCUGCUGCUUGAUCUUGGCGAGUCACUGCACAGCACUGUGCCUCAGUUUCCCUCAUCUUUACGGUGAGGUUCUGAGCUUUGCACUCAAUUGCAAAACGUUUGGAUCUCUGUGGACAAGGCUCACUAAAUACAAUCACGGUUAAAAUUGAAAUCCCCACCAGUAGUUGUUUCAGAAAGUGUUCAUUGGACAUUCAAAACGUAUCUCCCCUUGCAAGGGUAUUUACAAAGGUAAAGAGCUAGAAGCUCCCAUCUCAGUAUGAAGAAUGUGUUUUCAUGCCUUCACUUAACUUGUGAGUGGAUGUGUUGUAGACAUUGUUACUGCUUAAUUAAAAGGAGACCAAAAAACCUCUCUUGUA
Molecule: messenger RNA, 2099 nt
Organism: Coturnix japonica (Japanese quail)
Lineage: Eukaryota; Metazoa; Chordata; Aves; Galliformes; Phasianidae
Gene: KCNJ5
Product: potassium inwardly rectifying channel subfamily J member 5
Biological process (GO): regulation of monoatomic ion transmembrane transport; potassium ion import across plasma membrane
Cellular component (GO): plasma membrane
Molecular function (GO): G-protein activated inward rectifier potassium channel activity
Source: RefSeq, a predicted model, not a curated record